Molecule: messenger RNA, 1596 nt
Organism: Vigna unguiculata (cowpea)
Lineage: Eukaryota; Viridiplantae; Streptophyta; Magnoliopsida; Fabales; Fabaceae
Product: GRAS family protein RAD1-like
Source: RefSeq, a predicted model, not a curated record
AUGGAAGACAUAAACAAGUGGCUAUUAUCAUCUUAUUUGAAUGAAAGUGUUAACCAUGAUUUUGCCAUCAGAAGGUAUUGUCCUGCAAGAAUGGAGGAAGAUCAAGAGGGAGUAGUGUUUGAUGAUACUGAAUUAUGUUCUUCUGAUGCAAGCACUCCUUGUUUGGCUUCAUCAGAAGUUGAUGACUUUGUUGACAGCUUCAUCAACAUGGAUCAGUAUGAGAAAGCAGAUGAAGGGCACCAAGAGAAGCAUCAAACUUUAGGCCACUGUAUGGUGAUGAAUAAUGAUGAUGCUGAUGCCGAUGCUGAUGAACACUCCUCCAUGAAUGGUGUCUUUGGAUAUCUUCCAACCACCAUGGAGGAUUCAGAGUUGGAAAUGUAUGAAAAUCUCACAAUGUUGGAAGAGGAGGUUGCAACAAUGAGUGACUCUUUUGGUACUUUACCAGAGUUUGUGCAUUGUGGAAAAGAGGCCAACCUUGGUGUGCAACAAGGGUUGGAGUUAGUUCAUAUGCUUCUGGCUUGUGCUGAAGCUGUGGGGUGCAGGGACAACCACCAAGCAGAGUUGCUGAUUAACAGAAUUUUUGCUUUGGCAAGCCCUUCAGGAGAUGCACUGCAGAGAGUUUCUUACUGUUUUGCCACAGGAUUGAAGUGCAGGUUCUCAAAAAGCACUUCCAUGGAUAUAACUUUGAUCAAUAGGGAGAACAAGCUUGAAGCAUUUCAUCUUCUUUACCAAACCACACCUUACAUUGCCUUUGGUUUCAUGGCAGCAAAUGAAGCCAUAUUCCAAGCAUCACAAGGAAAGAACUCAAUACACAUUGUUGAUCUAGGAAUGGAGCAUACCCUUCAAUGGUCUUCCCUUAUAAGGGCCUUUGCUUCAAGGCCUGAAGGGCCUCCAAUGGUUAGAAUCACUGGAUUAACACACAAUGAAGAAGAUACCUCUAAACUUCAAACCAGCAUGAAUGUGCUUGUGAAUGAAGCAAGCUCUUUGGGGAUUCAUCUUGAAUUUUUUACAAUUUCUGAGCCUGCAUCUUCUUCUCUUCUUACUGUGGAGAAGCUGAACUUGAGAAAAGGUGAAGCUUUAUUUGUUAACGGUAUCUUGCAGUUGCACAAGUAUGUGAAAGAGAGUAGGGGUAAUCUGAAGGAGAUUCUCCUAUCAGUGAAGAAGUUAGGUCCAACUGCUUUUACAGUGGUGGAGCAAGACACAAACCAUAAUGGCCCUUUUUUCCUUGGGAGAUUUUUGGAGUCACUUCACUAUUACUCAGCAAUAUUUGACUCUCUUGAGGCAUGCAUGCCAAGAAAUAGCCAACACAGGAUGAGGAUAGAGAGAUUGCACUUUGCAGAGGAAAUUCUGAAUAUUGUAGCUUGUGAGGGUUCAGAGAGAACAGAAAGACAUGAAAGGGUAGACCAAUGGAGAAGGCAAUUAGGCAGAGCAGGAUUUCAGGUGAUGCCAUUGAAGUGCACAAGCCAAGUUAGAAUGAUGCUUUCUGUUUAUGAUUGUGAUGGAUACACAUUAUCCAGUGAGAAGGGAAACCUUCUACUUGGAUGGAAAGGAAGGCCAGUGAUGAUGUCUUCUGCAUGGCAAGUGGCAAGUGUUUGA